Helianthus annuus (common sunflower) is the source of this 1764-nucleotide messenger RNA. RefSeq lists its product as uncharacterized. The transcript is spliced from 4 exons. The record is from RefSeq and is a predicted model, not a curated record. Bases 1 to 1764 code for a protein of 587 amino acids. Lineage: Eukaryota; Viridiplantae; Streptophyta; Magnoliopsida; Asterales; Asteraceae. Gene Ontology annotation, biological process: regulation of DNA-templated transcription.
AUGCAGUCACUAGAAAAUGUGCUGGUAAACAACGACUUUAUUUACGAGACACGGGAAGAACCCGGAACAGAGAUCGUAACAGAGAUCUUCUUUCUUCAUCGGGACUCGAGAGUCAUGUGGCGUGCAUUCCCCCACGUCAUGAUGAUCGAUGCGACGUACAAGACAAGCAUAUACAAUAUGCCCUUUAUCCAGAUUGUUGGUAUGACGCCUACCAACAAAUCGUUUAUUAUCGCGCAUGCCGUUGUUAGUAAAGAACGGGGUGAUAACUUUGUGUGGGUGCUUGAGAGGGUUAAGUCAAUGUUGGAUGAAUGUAUGGAGCCACGUGUGAUUUUAACGGAUAGAGACCUAGCCCUUAUGGGCGCGUGUGCUAAAGUAUUUCCAGACGCCUCCAGGCUUCUUUGCAGGUGGCACAUACAACAGAAUGUUAUGAAGCACUGCAAGGUCUUCAAAUACGUGUACGAUAACUGGCUAAAAUACUAUAAGGAGAUGUUUGUCUUUGCGUGGACUGAUAAGAGGCGCAACUUUGGUAAUCGUACUACAAACAGAGUUGAGAGCCAACACGCCAACUUAAAGAGAUACGUCCUAGAUAGGAGCUCGCUGGACCGUGUAGUUGGUUGUGUCCGGGAUAUAGUUGAGACACAGUUCGGUGAAAUAAGGAAGACUUUUCGAGAAAGCAUCGAAAAAACAAUGAAACACCACAAACACCCGAUGUUUCAACACCUAGUUGAAAAAGUAUCUCAUACAGCCCUUGACUUGUUGCAUGGAGAGGCAAUUAGGAAGCUAGAUGUCUUGGAGCGCUUUAAUUCAUCAUGUGGUUGCCAAAUGUGGCACAGCUGUGGGUUGCCCUGUGCUUGUAGGAUAGAAAAGUACAUGCGUGAAGAGCGUCCGAUUCAACUCGAAGACAUAGACGUGUUUUGGCGGAAACUUAACUUCCAAAGUUGUAAAUUGAUAGACGACUCCGUUGACGUGGUCGAAGAGCUAGAUGUUGUUAGACAACAAUUACAGUCGCACCCCCCAGCUCAGCAAAAAAGCCUGCUUUCAAAGAUUAAAGCGGUGUUGACUCCAACGAAAUCUACCAAGAAACCACCGGUUGUCCAACAAAAUACUCGUGGCCGACCAACAACAAAGCAGUUUAAGUAUGCCAUUCCGCCAGUGUUCCAUCCGUACGUCUCGUGCAUACGAGAUGUGAUGCCGGACGGUCAUUGUGGGUUUCGGUCUGUGGCUGUGGGCUUAGGGAUGGAUCAGAGUUCAUGGGGGCUUAUUCGAAGGGACCUUGUCCAAGAAAUGGAUCAGAACGAAUCGAUCUGGUUCCCAAUAUUUGAAGCAUGGGCUGAAGGUUAUUUUUACACGCAUCGUCAGGGCCUAAUUUGGGAUUCAGUGGCCGGUUGUGGGGAGAAUCGCUGGAUGGACUUCCCCUUUGCAGGACUUCUUAUUGCACAAACGUACGGUAUCGGGGUGCACCUGUUAACGACAACCAUGGGUGCGAGUUCCACUUACUUCCCAAUACUAAGUCCUCCGGCUAAUCAACAACCAUUAUUCAUAACGCUUACACAUGUUAACGAGAACUACUUCAUACAUGUUAAGCUGGAAGGGGAUAAUCCUAUGCCACCAGCACACGGGCUAUGGUUGACCCACCGAAGACCCCAUAUAGAACAAUGGGAAGAUAUGUACUUGCCACGUCUAGAAUGGUAUACAUCGAUAAUGAAUCCUCGGCCAAGAUCAAACCCCAGUCUUGAUUACAUAGAUAGUUAUACGGAAGAAUGA